Molecule: messenger RNA, 3663 nt
Organism: Naegleria fowleri
Lineage: Eukaryota; Heterolobosea; Eutetramitea; Acrasida; Naegleriidae
Exons: 4
Coding region: 1-3663 (1220 amino acids)
Molecular function (GO): protein binding
Source: RefSeq, a predicted model, not a curated record
AUGUCAAAAGUCACACAAACCAAAGUCAAUGCUCUGUUGUAUUGGGCUCAAAAUGCCACUAAAAAUUAUGAUAACGUUGACAUUAAAUCUUUUUCAUCUCCAUCAUUUGCUGACGGUCUUGCUUGGUGUGCCAUCAUUCAUCACUUUAGGCCUGAUCUCAUUGAUUAUGCCUCCUUGUCACCCAGCGAUCCAAAGAAAAAUUUAGAACUUGCAUUUAAAGUCGCUGAAAAAGAAUUAGGAUGUACACAAUAUUUAGAAGUGGAUGAUUUACUGGGUAGUUCGCGUCCAGAACCAAAAUCCAUUCAACUCCAACUCAAUGAAUACAGAAGAGUGUUAGGAAGUGCCAAUGAAAUUCACAGAAAAAAUUCCGAUUUUGGAGACUUGAUCACAGAUUAUGAACAGAGUCAAGCUCUCAAAAGAAGUGUCACAAUGCCUCCGAAAAGUCUUGAAAAUCCAGAAACUCCUCUCAACAAAAGUUCAGCUACGUCAUCAAAAUCGUCAACUCUUUCUGUGCAGUCUUCGCUCGGCACGACAAGUAAACUUUCGAUACAAUCCUCUAACAUUACUGCUAGUAAUGAGCCAAAGACCACUGGAAUUGUGACGGCACGACAAAGAGAGGUCUAUUCGAAUAAUUCGAGUCCUGUCAUCUCUGUCACACAGCCCAAUCUUGAAGUGCUUUCUUUAGAUGAAGCAAAGAAAAAGAUCAAAGAUUUGUACGAAGAAAUUUCAUCGCUCAAAACCGAUGCUGACAAUAUUAAGAGAGAAAAUAACAAUUUAAAUAUAUUAUUCCAAGAGGCCAAGCAUACGAAAGAAGAGACUGAAACUGUUUUCAGACAACAAAAUGAAUCACUCAAACAAAAGAUUAGUCAACAACGUCAAGAUUUGGAAAAUGAAAGAAACGCCAAACAGAAUUUAGAAAAUUCAAUUGCUAAACUUAAAGACGAAAUUGAAAAUUACAAGAAGGAAAUUUCUGACAACAAGAAGAAACUUGAAACUCUUGAAAAAGAGAAACUCUCUAACAAGGACACCAAAUCCGUGGAAGAAUUACAAAAACAAGUGACCGACCUAACGAAUCAAGUGAAACAAAAAGAACGAAUUAUCACACAACUCGAAACAGAAAAAACUUCGUCCUUCCAAAAUUUGCAAAAAGUGUUGGCUGAGAAGGAAAAGGAAAUUCAAAGCAUGAAGAAUAGUUUAAAAAACAUGACAGAACAAGCAGAUACCAUGAAACAAGAACGAGAAAAACUUGAAAUUCAAAUCAAAACUUUGAGUGGUCAAUCGAACAAUGACCUGAAGAAAUUAGAUGAAACCAUUCAACAAUUAACAAGAGAAAAACAAACUGCAGAACGCGCCGCCAAAGAUACACAAAUGCAAUUUGAAGAUCUUUCUAAAAAGUUGAACAAAACUGAGAAGGAUUUGGAAGAGACAAGAAAAACUCUCGAUACCAAACUAAAGGAAGCUCAGCAAUUGCAACAAGAGUCCAAAUCACUGAGAGAACAAAAUUUAAAACUUUCACAAGAGAUCACAGAAAAACAAAAGAUUCAAGAAAAAGAGCAAUCCUUGAUCAAGGAAAAUAAUGACAAACUUUUAAAGGAAAAACAGAAACUAGAAAAAGAAUUGGAGGAGAUCAAGAAGCAACAAUCCAAACAGCAAGAGUCCUCAAAAGAUCUCGAAAAGAUUCGUAAUGAGAAUAAGAAACUCGAUGAAACUAUUCAGAAGCUCACUUCUGAAUGUGCCACUCUGAAGAAGGAGAUCGAGAAAGCUAACAAAUCCAAAGAGGAAACAGAAACCACACUCAAACGUCAACUAAAAGAAUUAGAAGAGAAACAUCAACAAGAACUUUCUUUCACAUUGGAAAAAUCAAAAUUGAAUUCCUCUCAAAAACAAGCAAUUCUCGAUUUACAACUUGAAGAUUUACGUGAACGAUGCUCCGAUUUGAAGAAGGAAAAAGAAUCGGUUGAGAAUGAGCUCAAUCUAUUGGAAUCAAAGAAAAAUCAAGAAAUUGAAGACUAUAAGAAGAAGAUUUCAAAUUUGAAGGCUGAAUUGAAGAAUGCCAAGUCCACAACCACCACUACAUCUUUGUCGACAACUACACCAGUUUCAACGACAACAAAUUCUCCCAAUUUAACAAAAUUAAUCGAACAAGAGAGACAAGAACGUUUCGUGUUGGAUCAAUCCAUCCUUUGUUUCGAUGCUUUUACUUUUACACAUCAAAUUCCAACUCCUGUGAAACCUAUUUUCUACGCAUUGUGUCACUGGUUGGAAUCGAGCGAAACUUUUGGAAUCAAUUUGGUCUCUACAUUGCAUUACAAAUUCAAUUCAUACAUUUCCACUGAUUUAGAGAAGGCAUGUUAUUGGUUGAAUGUCAUGGUUCGUCUCAUUCACAUGCUCAAACUAGAGCCAGAAUACGAAAAGAAGAUGAAAGCCAUUCUUAAGAGUAAUAUCAUUGAAAAGAACUUUUCAGCACCACUCUCCAAUCAAGACACUUCUAAAUUGAGACCACCCGUGUUCUUGAAUUACAAAUAUUCACAACAAUUAAUGGAAGCCAAACCACAACAAUCGUCAUCGAAUUCAUCCGUCGACAAGUUUUUAAUUUCACUCGCUCAAUUGACUUACGAUUGCUACUUUGAAUGUAUUUAUUACAUGAUUCUCAAAGCAAAACCUUUAAUUUUGGAAAAGAUGUUCGGGUUGACUCCAUCCAAUUCCAUUCCAUUGCUUGGAAAAAUUACUGGAGAUGUGAAAAUCGAUGUCAUUGUUCGAAACAUGUCGCAUUGGAUGGAUCAAAUCAAGAACAGUUUAUUGGAUUCUCGAUUAAUUGUUCACAUGUUCGAAGCGUUAGCAAAAUUGAUGGACUCUUUAAUUUUCAACCAAUUCAUUUCAUCCAUCAGCUCUGAAAAGCUUAAAACCAAGAAUGUGAAUCAGUUGAGAGAUUUAUCAAUGAAUCAUGCCAUCCAUCUCAAAAUGUCCGUCUCCUUCUUGGAGAGUUUCUUCUUUGAGGAACAUUUAACAGCUGGAUUGAACAUUCAAGAUUUAUUCCAUCAAACAAGAGAAGGAGCAGAUGUUUGUGUCUUGGGUCAAAAAGAUCUUCUCCAACAAGGCAAUGAUUUGCGUGAAAUUGUUUGUCCACAUCUCUCCACUCCACAAAUUUCCAUUCUUUUAUUGGAAUCUUCCAUGACUGCACAAGAUUUAAUCAUUCCCAAAUUAUCAUCGAAUGGUUACACAGAUCCCAACACCUUUUCAAAACAAACCUCUUCUCUUUUUGAUUUUGAAAACAAAUUCAUGAGUGCUGCAACACUUCACACCGUUCAAUAUCCUUCCAUUUUGGAAAAUUGCAACAAACAAGAAUAUUUCUUCCUUUUCACAAAAUCGAAUAUCAAGGGUAAUAGUAGUAACAAUACGUCAUCCAAUGGAAAUUCUCUGACGACAGCAGCAACAUCAUCCUCGACACCAACCAAGACUUUACAAAAAUCAUCCAAUCAUGAUGAAGAGGAGUAUGAUGUGAGUGCUUCUUCAUGGGCAAGUUACAAACAGAGUUCACUAUUGGCCACUACUCCAUCUUCGACGACAUUGCAAUCUUCAUCGCCAAGCAAAACAUUAACGAGCUCAUCAAGCAACAAGAAAUCAAAAAGUGGACUCAAUAUGGACAAUGGUUUAUUUGAUUGA